GUACUUCAUAAUAACGUAACAUGUCCAAGCGUUUAGACAUUCCUCGAUAAGUAGCAGUGAAAGAAAGACAUUAGAGCGAUCAAUUGCUACUAGCAUUUAGUGCACUUGUGAAGCGGCACUAAGUUUGUGCCCCCGGAAGUUGUUUAAAAGCGAUUAUAGUUAAUUGUAACUAGUGUUCAUCAGAAAAUUUUCAUAUAUCUUUCAUGGCUUGUGCGUGAUUUGUUAGUGGUGAUAUAUUUUUUAAACCUUAUUAAAGCGAAAUGGUUGUGAAUCCAGGAAAUUUGUCUGUCGAUAAUACAAAAAGCAGUGAAAGCCUCGAUGAUUACUAUAAAGAAUCAUUUCCGGAUGUGUGUAAUAUAAUUAAGCGAUCAUCGAGAGCGACAUGUACGUAUUCUACACUGUUGAAACGGGUACCUAUAGUAAACUGGCUGCCAAAGUAUAAGUGGAAAUUUCUGCUCCAGGACUUCAUAGCAGGAUUGACUGUGGGCUUGACUGCUAUUCCACAAGGUAUUGCUUAUGCAGUAGUGGCAGGACUCGGACCUCAGUAUGGCUUGUAUUCAGCUUUUAUGGGCUGUUUCGUUUACAUUAUCUUCGGAUCAUGUAAGGACAUUACAGUGGGACCGACAGCGAUAAUGUCUCUUAUGGUACAGAAAUACGUUUCAGACAGUCCGGAUUUUGCAGUAUUAUCGUGCUUUUUAACAGGGUGCAUAGUUCUUGCUUUUGGACUAUUGCAUCUGGGAUUUCUCGUUCAAUUCAUAUCGGCGCCAGUGACAAAUGGCUUUACAACAGCAGCUGCAAUAACUAUAGCCAGUGGACAAGUAAAUUCUCUCUUAGGAAUACCAAGUAAAUCAAAUGAAUUUCUGGAAUCGUGGGAGAAUUUUUUCGAUCAUAUCGAGGAAACACGUCCUUGGGAUGCUACUUUGGGAGUGCUGACAUUAAUUUGUCUCUUAUUAUUACGGAAAUGCAACAAAUUCACCGGCAAAUGGAAACUCUUUGGCAAAUACCUAUCACUUUCCCGCAAUGCAUUAGCUGUGAUAAUUGGAGUUCUAAUGGCAUACAUAUUCUCCUUAUACGACUUGACGCCUUUCCGUCUAACAGGUGACCUGAGAGCAGGACUACCACCGGUCGCGCCACCUCCAUUUUCAACCGUUGUCAACAAUGGAACAACACACCUCGACUUCAUUGAUAUGGUGAGCUCACUUAGUUCAUCAAUUAUUGCCAUCCCACUUGUCGUAAUUCUCGAGAGUAUCGCCAUUGCUAAGGCAUUCUCAAAAGGAAAAACAAUUGACGCGUCUCAGGAAAUGAUAGCACUGGGACUCUGCAACAUUGGCUCGUCAUUCUUUUCAUCGAUGCCAAUUACAGGUUCGUUCACAAGAACGGCUGUUAAUAACGCAAGUGGAGUUGUAACUCCAUUGGGUGGACUGUUUACCGGUGUAUUGGUACUUCUUGGCUUAGGCUUGCUCACUGAGACGUUUUACUAUAUUCCGAAGACAGUAUUAUCAGCGAUCAUAAUCUCGGCAAUGAUAUUCAUGAUCCAUUAUGAAAAAAUCAUCGAAAUUUGGAAGUCCAAAAGAAUUGAUAUAAUUCCAUUCAUUGUGACAGUCAUCACAUGUUUGUUUCUGGGUUUAGAAUUAGGCAUUGUUUGCGGAAUUGUACUGAGCCUGGCAUUCGUUCUAUUUGAGACAUCGCGACCAAAGAUUUAUAUUCUAAAUGAAACGUUUGAUAUCUACGACAUGCUCAUCGUGAAACCAUCUCAAAAUUUAAUUUUCUCGUCAGCCGAAUACAUGAAAGAUCGUAUAAUUGAGAAUGUCAUGAAAAUGGAAGGCAAAUUAAAGUUUGUUAUCGUCGAUGGAGAAAUGAUUAGAGCGAUCGAUUCAACGGUAGCUCUGAAUCUUCGAUCAUUAUGCGACGAUUUGAAACUCUUGGACUGUGAAAUUGUGUUUUGGAAUUGGAAGCGGCAGUCAGCCGGCGUAGCAUAUCGAUUAUCCAAAAGUUUUGGGAGUUUGUUUCAAACAGGAAAUGACUAUCAUGAGAUUAUCAAAAAACAUAACCAUAAGGGCAGUAUAACAUCGGAUAUAACAGUGAUAUCUUGAUACUGCCGGAGCGUGCUUGCCAGUGUAAUUUAGGUUUUAUUUUUACUUUAAUGAUAUAACUAAGUUUACAGAUAAUUCAUAUUUAUAUGACGGACGUUGAUUAAACGAAAACAAGAUGAAUUUCUUCGCAAUUACUUUUUUAUUGUUUUAGGUUUCAUUUCAUACAGAAGCACGUUUAUUUCUUAUCAAAAGAAAACAUUUAGUUAAAACGCACUGCUUGGAGUUUUUUGAAAUAAUAAAAACUUGUUGUUUCUUUUU
Messenger RNA from Hermetia illucens (black soldier fly), 2351 nucleotides. Its product is annotated as sodium-independent sulfate anion transporter-like. Gene Ontology annotation, molecular function: sulfate transmembrane transporter activity. The record is from RefSeq and is a predicted model, not a curated record. The coding region runs from base 261 to 2093 and encodes 610 amino acids. Gene Ontology annotation, biological process: transmembrane transport. NCBI's taxonomy places the organism in Eukaryota, Metazoa, Arthropoda, Insecta, Diptera, Stratiomyidae. The transcript has 9 exons. Gene Ontology annotation, cellular component: membrane.